Messenger RNA from Gallus gallus (chicken), 6100 nucleotides. It is a transcript of the gene ST8SIA3, whose product is annotated as ST8 alpha-N-acetyl-neuraminide alpha-2,8-sialyltransferase 3. Gene Ontology annotation, molecular function: alpha-N-acetylneuraminate alpha-2,8-sialyltransferase activity. The transcript is spliced from 4 exons. The record is from RefSeq and is marked validated. The coding region runs from base 23 to 1165 and encodes 380 amino acids. Lineage: Eukaryota; Metazoa; Chordata; Aves; Galliformes; Phasianidae. Gene Ontology annotation, biological process: N-glycan processing; oligosaccharide metabolic process.
AGCCGCGGGGCCGCCUCCCGGCAUGAGGAGCUGCAAGAUGGUGCGGGUGGCCAGCGUGCUGGGGCUGGUGAUGCUCAGCAUCGCGCUGCUCAUCCUCUCCCUCAUCAGCUACGUCUCGCUCAAGAAGGACAACAUCUUCGGCGCACCCCGCGCCGCCGGCCCGGGGGGGCCCCGCAUGUACAUGUUCCACGCGGGAUUCAGGUCCCAGUUCGCGCUGAAGUUCCUGGACCCCUCGUUCGUCCCCAUUACAAAUUCGCUGGGCCAAGAGCUGCAGGAGAAGCCCUCCAAGUGGGUGUUCAACCGGACGGCAUUCGCACAGCAGAGACAAGAAAUCCUUCAGCACGUCGAUGUCAUAAAAAAUUUUUCUUUGACCAAGAAUAGUGUUCGGAUUGGACAGCUGAUGCAUUAUGAUUAUUCCAGCCAUAAGUAUGUUUUUUCCAUAAGCAAUAACUUCAGAUCGCUGCUUCCAGAUGUGUCACCAAUCUUGAAUAAACAUUACAACGUUUGUGCCGUGGUUGGAAACAGUGGAAUCCUGACUGGGAGUCAGUGUGGGCAAGAAAUAGAUAAGUCUGAUUUCGUUUUUCGCUGCAAUUUUGCUCCAACUGAGGCAUUCCAAAAAGAUGUUGGGAGGAAAACCAAUCUCACAACCUUCAACCCCAGCAUCCUGGAGAAGUAUUACAACAAUCUUUUGACCAUUCAGGAUCGCAACAACUUCUUUCUGAGCUUAAAAAAGCUUGAUGGGGCGAUUCUUUGGAUCCCUGCUUUCUUCUUCCACACGUCAGCAACGGUCACAAGAACACUGGUUGACUUCUUUGUUGAGCAUCGAGGCCAACUAAAGGUCCAGUUGGCUUGGCCAGGAAAUAUAAUGCAGCAUGUUAACAGAUACUGGAAGAACAAACACUUGUCACCCAAGCGGCUGAGCACAGGUAUUCUCAUGUAUACCCUUGCUUCUGCCAUAUGUGAAGAGAUUCACUUGUAUGGAUUCUGGCCCUUCGGGUUUGAUCCCAACACAAGGGAGGACCUCCCAUACCACUACUAUGACAAGAAAGGAACCAAGUUCACCACCAAGUGGCAAGAGUCCCACCAGCUGCCUGCAGAGUUCCAGCUGCUCUACAGGAUGCACGGUGAAGGACUGGCCAAACUGACCUUGUCGCGUUGUGCCUAAGAACCUAAAUCUUGAAGUGCCAAAUGAUUGUCUAAAAAAGUGCCCAAAUCUGAGUUAAAUGCUCUUCAGAUACAAUUCUAAAAAAAAAAAAAAAAAAAAAAAAAAUCCACCCUAAAAAUAUUUUCCAUAAUAUGCAGAUGCUUUUUAAUCACCCUUGUCACCGUUCAUCAAAGGGUCUCAGCACAUUUAGCAAUGCAGAAGCACUUAUCAAAUUCUGUGGAUGCUAUUCAUGCAGCAGCACAGCAAAGUUGAAGUAUUUUGCUUUUAUAUAUAUGCUAUGAAAUACGUUUUAAAAUGUUUUCAUAUUUCAGCAUCCCACUACAUGCCUGUAAACAUCCUAUUUCGAUUGUUCCUUUCAGAUUAGGAUUAGAAAGUCUGAUUUUACAAGGCAUUGCUUUUCUCGUACACGUAGCUGUGAGUAGCUCAGCAUACAUAGACUUGCCGUGGCCAAUUGGAAGAGCCACCCCAAACCCCAGCUCACUGCCAUUUACAAGUUCCUCAUUGUGGAACUCCAUUUCCACUGCUUGCGUAUUUUCGGAUUUACUGAAUUUUACAUUUUUUUAAGAACAACAAUGGAGAAGGUCAAAAUACGGCUUGUACCUGGCUUCCCCAUCCCUCUGUGUGUGCCACUGCUGUAUGCUGGGGGGGGGAGAGGUGAGGGAUUCCCAGCCCAGUUAGCUGUACAGGACUGUGUCCCACCCCCACCAGCCCGAGGGGGAGAUGGAGUGAGGUCAGGGCAGCCCAGUUUCUGAGAAAUGGCCUUGAGUGGGAAUGUGGAGAGCAGGAGAUGUGAUGCCCAGAGUCCUGGUUUACAUCACCAAGUCCACGGUCAGACAACUGACUUGGCAGUCUCGUGUUCUGGUCAAAAGCAGAUAUUUGGGGAGAUGGAGCUUUCUAGGUACCUUUGAAGGUCGGACUGGUUGCAAGAAGGACAAACCAUAGGGUUUCUUGUGUUUGAAAAUCUUGGCCAUGAUGUCUCAGGAUAAAGGAGUCUGUAAAGCAACUGUUCUUUUUUAUUAAAACGAGUAUGCUUCAAAGUAUUUUAACACUUUUGUAUUAUUCCUUAUGACACUGAGAACUGACUAUACAUGGAAAGACGGUGCAAAAGGCAACUCAAAACCAUGCCUUAGCAGUGCACAUUUUAGUGCACAGCGCCCACGCUUUGGGGGAAAAGUGACUGCACCUGGCACGCGACCAAAUUGGGCGUAUUCCAGCAGGGAGGGAAACCUCACCCCUCUGCACUGCCUGUAAAUAUGAGAUUUUUAAAGCCAUUUUGAAAAUGCCCCGUACUCCCUUGUUUUAUUUAUUUUCUGGCUUUUACUUUGGCAACGGGCAUUCGGAGCUGCAAAGGGGCUCGGAUGCUCUCCGGCACCGCCAGCCUGGCGCCCACGCCUUCAGGCGCGCUGUGCAGGAUGCUGAUGGCUGCAAAGUUCCCUUCCCAGGGCACAGUCCCACAUGAGAUCUCGGGCACCGCUGCCUUGCCCCGCUGCCUGCUCUCGUCACUGCUCGUACAGCAGAGCAUGACUUGCAGCAAACGUCCUCGUGGAGACAUCGCUGUGUAGCAAUGCUAGUGCUGUGCUGUGAGGUGCCAUGUGGUUUCUAAUAUUGCUGUUCAUUAUCUGUGUUCUAGCAGCAGAGGAGCAGGGGCAGGGAGCACCCAUCCCAGCUGGACACUGUUCCCUGGGUGCCUGGAACACAACCAAAAGCAAAAACUGCACGGGGCAGGGAGGGUUCUGUGCCAGUCAUUAAUGAUGUACGGUGAUUAAUCAUUUCCAGUGUAAUUUGCUGUUGAGCUGUACUGUAGAUGCAUGCUGGCUAAGCCCCGGAUCGCUUUGCAGCUCAUGGUGGUGUGCAGACGGGAGCCCUGGGGAUAGAGGGGCCGUGGUCUGGGAUGCAGCACAGGGCCCCUGCUCAAUGGCAGGUGUUUUAAUUAAAAGGCAGGCUAUCAAUUUUAUGUAGGAAGCGAUCAUUUCUAUUAGCAAAUUAAAGAAAUAUGGACAAUUAUCAUUAUAUUUGCUUGAAUGUGGAUGCUGAUGCACUCUGUACAGUUUUCUGGCUCUGAGAGGCGCUUGGCUGCUGUGUGUUGUUUACAUGGCACAACAACUUUAACGUAGACGUAAGGGUGUCCGCCUGUCCGUCUGUCCUGACAGCACUUAACUUCUGUCCAUUCAAAAUGACUGCUCUCGAGCACCCACGUUGGAAGAUAAUGAGUAAAAAUUAUGUGCUGAAACCAAAAAUUACCCCAAGAUUGUCCUUCAAUUUUUCUUUUUUAUUUAAAAAAGUAAAUGUCUUCCCUAAUCUCAAUAAAGAUAGAAAGGCUGUCCACCUUGUGGAUCUGUGUUCUCCUGGCGGUGCUGUCCCCAGCCACUGCUUCUUGGGGGUUGAACUGGAUCGAGGGGCCUACACAAAAGUUGGGGAGGGACUUUUUACAAGGGCAUGUAGUGACAGGACAAAGGGAAAUGGCUUUAGACUCUCAGAGGGUAGAUGUAGACUAGAUAUUUAGGAAGAAAUUCUUUACCGUGAGGGUGGUGACGCACUGGAAUAUGUUACCCAGUGAGGUUGUGAAUGCCCCAUCCCUGGAAGCACUCAAGACCAGGCUGGAUGGGGCUGUGAGCAACCUGGUGUGCUGGGAGGUGUCCCUGCCUAGAGCAGGGGGUUGGAACUAGGUGGUCUUAAAGGUCCCUUCCAACCCAAACCAUUCUAUGAUUCUGCGAUUCUAUGAUCUCCUUCCAACCCCAACGAUUCUGUGAUUCUCUGUUGAGAUCAGUGAAGUUGCAUGGUCUUCAGCAGGCAUGGCCACACUACCGAGUGUGCCUACAUUGUUGAGAACACCAGAAUGGGAAGCUCGUACAUGCACUGGCUUUGCUCCACUUCCUUUAGUUGGGCAAAAGGGGCACCCCUGAAGAUUGCUCCCAGCUGUGGUGCAAGGCCCAAGGCAGAGGAUCAUGGGGCAGUCUUGGGGCUCUGCUCCCAGGACAGAGGGAUCAGUGCCAGUCCCAAGACAUGGCCAUCGCCACUGAGCUGCAUAGAAGCUCGAGGUGUGGAGAAGGAAGCAUGGAAACUGAGCUGCAAAUAUUUGGAAGUGGGAACACAGAAAAAUUAUUGACAAAGGGCCAUAUUAUAUCAUUGAUUUUUAAGCAAAACUCCCCAUUGAUUUUUCAAAACCGCAUUGAACAUUUCAGAAUCAUUGAUUUUAAUGGGGAGUUCUGCCCCAAAAUCAAUGGCACAAUACAGCCCAAAGUAAAUUGCUUCUUAGUAUCAAUAUUUUUUGUCGGAGCUGUUGCAAUGUGGAAAACCGUCUUUAAAAUGUGCAUCCUUUGUUUCUGCCUGUUUUCUUAGACCUCUUUGAAUUCUGCUUUUCUUUGGAAUCUGAAGGGGAAGGGCAGUUGUGCUGGCUGGGCUUCACUCCCACGCCCUGCUCCCAGGCUGGGUUCUGUGCAGACCCCUGGGUUGGGGUCUCAGUGCUUUGCCUGGUGCCCGUCAGCCCCCACGAGCCAUCCAGGUUGUGCUGCUGGAGGUGAGGUGCUGGCACCUGCAUCCAGGAGGAGUUGGGGGGGGGGGGGGGUUGGGUUGCGUCUCAAAGAGGUGACAACCCAAAUGUGUAGACAAGAAAAGGAAUGAGAAACAGUUGGUCCUUGAAUCAGUGUCUGUUCAGGGUAGGAAAUACUGCUUUUGUUAAAAAAGAAAGCGUGCUCCUGCCCAGCAAGGCUGGCUCUCUGCUGCAGGAGCUGCCAGAUGCAGCCCUUGUGUUUAGGACAGCAAAUCCUCUCUGUAUUUGCUAGCAUGUUGGCUAGACUCUUCCUUCCCUUUUGCUUGGUCCAAAACCUUCCCGUCGCUGUCUAUCUAAAUGAAUUCCUGAUGGUUCAGGGAAAAUACUCACUAUUAUUGCUGAAUGUCUAGACAAACAAAUAUAGCUAAAUGAAAGCACACGUAAUGCAGUGUGAUCAAUACUUGCAAGUACAGAGCCUUUCAGUUUACAAAGUGAGGAGGAGCUCUGGGCAAAGGGCUCCUGGUGGCAGCCAUGGCGUGAUGGAACUGCAGGGACAUGGGGAUACGGCGGUGGUGGUGCUGGGAUGGGGCCAUCAAGCAGAGAAUGGAAGGAGGAGGUGUACAUAGAAUGGGGAUAGGUGUGCUACCUUUCCUUCUCUUUACAUUCUUGUUUGGUAUUUUAUUUGCUUGCAUCUUUUCAGUGAAUGGUAGUAGGAUACACUAAGAAAAACACAGACGUUUUGGCUUCCGGUUUGAAUUGUGGAGUAUACCAAAAAAGUAUUCGUGAAAUAUAACUAACUGUGAAUGAAGGUUGCAAAAACAAACCAUUUAGAAAGCAGGUUCUCUGUAAAUGAAUGUGUCUUUAUUCUAAUGGCUAUACAGUUCAAUGCCUGAUGGGGUUGUUUUCAAUAAAAAGAUAAAUGCUAAAAAAAAAAUAUAAUAAUAAAAAAGAUGCCAUAAUUGUAAUAAAGGGUUCGUUAUUUAAUGGCCAUACUGAAAGCAUUAUUUAUUUUUAAAAGGCUGGUGUUGAUAAAGGGCCAGAGUAGUGUCUCAGGUGAAUGGCAUGCAAGGCUGCACACGCUGUGAAACGUGUCCCGAGCAGAACUGCUGCUUGGCCCUGCUCCCCUCGGGCCCCUGUUGGCCUCAGGGCAACCAGGAUGGGGCCAGCUUUGUCCCACAGGGGUGGACGUGGCCUGCACAGUGUAUGGUGCAUGUAAAUACGUCGUCACAUUUGUGAGCAAGGAGCCUGGUUCUUGUUGUAACGGAGUGCCGCGUCGUGACCAUCGUUUGUGGAGAAAUAAACGCGAUGAUUCAUUCUGAAUCUUUCAGCAAUGUUAUUGUUUGGUGUGAAUGUGCCUGCAACAUUGACUCAUGUGCCAAAACAAGAUAUUGAAUGCAUUGUUUUUAAAUAAAAUAUUUUAUUGUGCAUUGAAAGUCUGUAAAACU